AGUUCCUAGGUGAUGUCUCGGAGCGUUUAUAGGGAUAGGGCCGUAAAGCGGAGUAAGGAAAACAAAGGGCGAAAAGGGAGAUCGUACCCGAUUCAUUUCGAUCCGGAGGGAUAUCCGGGGACCGUUCGAGAGAGAUCCGGUCGUCGCUUCGCGAAGCUUCGAUCUCUUGUUCGAUCUGCUCCGAACGCUCCGAGACGCGUCCCUCUCGUUAUAUAUUUUUAUCAUAAUCUUCCAUCCGCGAUCUGUGUCGUGCAACGACCGAGCCGAUAUCGCGAGGAAUGGUCGCGUUCAUUUACGGCCGAACGAGGGACUCACCUCGACAAGCGCGCGACCAGAUAACGCAGGAACAAAGCGUGUCGGAAACAAAGGGUGAACCAGCACGGAGGAAGAAUAACAAUUACAGCGAGAGACGUUAUAAAGAACAGCGAUCUUUUAGUGCGGAGGAAAUCAGAAAGCUGCAUCCGAAUAAAAUCCCCAUUAUCGUGGAGCGUUACAAGUUAGAAAAUCAGCUGCCACUUUUGGACAAGAGUAAAUUUCUGGUGCCGGACUUUCUGACAGUGGCGGAAUUUUGCAAAAUAAUCAGACGUCGGCUACAGCUGAAUCCGACGCAAGCUAUUUUCCUACUGGUGAAUCAGAAAAGUAUGGUGAGCGGUAGUCUGACCAUGGCUGAGCUCUAUCAAAACGAGAAGGACCCGGACGGUUUCCUGUACGUUGUGUUCGCUAGUCAGGAUGUAUUUGGCAAUCAUUAACCGGAGCGAGAUAAUUUUAAUAAACCAAGAUUAACCAUUGAUGCAAAAUUACAGGUAAGAACGAAAUACCUCCUCGGCACUUAACAAUACUUUGAUAGAUGUUUACGUGGAAUUUUGUGGGGAUUCUAGAUCUGCUAGCAACUCUGUCUGCCUUUAAUUGAAAUGUGCAGAAAUAUUUGUGAUCGACUUACCGUACCUGCUGAAAUAAUUAACAGAACAAUCGUAUAAUUUGGUUUUUGGAACCUGUGUAUAAAAUUAUUACGGUGCUUUCUACCCCUUUGACAUACGGACAAAUUACAUUCGAUAUAAGUCAGUAUAUAUAGUUUACUACUAGUAAUGAUGAAUUUUACUACUGAUUUUAGUGGUGAUAGGCUAUAUAAAAUGUUAAUAAGGUAAUAUAUGUAUUACAAAGGUGUUGCGUGAAUAUUCAUUUCUCAAUGGGUCAGUAAAUUAUGGGAGAUUUUUUAUCUCUUUCUUUCAAAUCCAUUUUUUAUUUAGUAAAAAUUUAGUACAAAAUUAUAAUUAUUUUAAUAAGUUUUAGAUACGAUAUUUGUCUAAUUUGGUUAUUUUUUUAUAAAUAAUUUGCGUAGUAGGCCAGUCUCUCUUUUAAUUUGUUUGCAACUUGUGUAAAAUCUCUAUAGUCUGUAUCAUUAUUACUAUAUUAUUAUAUAACUUUUAAGCAUAGAGUUUGUUACCGUUACACAAAUACGAUUGAAAUUGAAAUGAAUUUGUGUUUGCCAGAUCAGCAGAAUUUUCGUUUUAACAGAUUACGUUGAUAUCUCUGAUUAAUACACUUUUACGUGCUAACAAAUACACACAUGUAGUACUCUCGAAACUGUUUUAUAUUAUGAUAACAAAAUAUUUUUCAUGUGUAUGAAAAUAUCUCGCUGUCAUAAUAUCUUUGUUAAGUAUUAUUUUUACCACACAAUGUUAAGACAUUGACAAAAAGUGUUCAUGUACAUAACAAUCUGCAACGUGCAAUGUACGGUGAUAUGCGUUAAAUUCUUGUAAAAUUACAUUAAGUUUUACACAAGAUAUAAAAUUGAUCUCUAUCAAGUUCAACGAUACACAAUAAAACUAGUUAAGUACUGUACCACGUUAAUCAGUAAACUCUUCAGGGCCACGUUUUAAGAUAAUCUGACACAAAAUGUCUUCUCUCUGUAGGAAACUUAUGCAAUAAGCCACCAAAAAAAAAAAAAAGAAUGCAAAAAUUUAUUGUUAAGGGAUGAGCAAGAAAAUCAGAAGGGCGCAAAGGUUUCUGAAACUUUUUUAAAUAUCGCAUAAAACAUAGUUACGCGUUUAUACAUUGAUAUAUAGUCUCUCUGAGCUUUUUUUUAAUUCCACUUUAUAAUGGACGCCAAUCCAUAUUUCUCUAACAUAUAUUUAAUGUAAUAGCCACGUUUAUGUAAAUAUCUCUACUAAUAUACUUUAAUUUACAUUGUACUGUAUAAUCAGAUGCAAUUUUAAGCGUAAGAAUGUAUUUCUAGUAAUAGUCCAAUUUUGUAAGGCAUUGUAUCGAUACGAUAUAUGUUAUCGCAGCGCUUUUCGGCAGGUUGAUUUUAUUCUAUAGGGCUCAUCGGUAUGUUCUGCAACUUUACGUAUGUACGCAAGUAUGAAUGUAACGUGCAGCAUACAAUCAUUGUACAACAGAAAGCGGGAUAUUCGCCACAGAUGCGUUUCGGGGGAAUAUCCUAACGAAGUCGUUUUAGUCGCACUUUCUUACGCUUUCCAACGCUUAAAACGAAAAUAGGUAUAUAUCCGAGCUUUGGAGAGAGAAAAAGAGACAGGGAACGAAGUGUAAGAAAAAGUGUGAUUAAAACGAACAUAAUUAAAUUAAGGAUGGUAGUGAUACUAGCAGUAGUCACAUCACAUUUAGUGGUAAAGCUCUCGCGAUGAAUUAUGCGGAAAAUUGUAUGUACCCCACAUUGUGCGACGUGUUUGCAAUAAACUAAUUUUUUUUCAUA
Temnothorax curvispinosus is the source of this 2713-nucleotide messenger RNA. RefSeq names its product microtubule-associated proteins 1A/1B light chain 3A-like. Gene Ontology annotation, molecular function: ubiquitin protein ligase binding. The record is from RefSeq and is a predicted model, not a curated record. The coding region runs from base 279 to 749 and encodes 156 amino acids. Lineage: Eukaryota; Metazoa; Arthropoda; Insecta; Hymenoptera; Formicidae. The transcript has 4 exons. Gene Ontology annotation, cellular component: autophagosome membrane; cytosol; autophagosome. Gene Ontology annotation, biological process: macroautophagy; cellular response to nitrogen starvation; autophagy of mitochondrion.